GGUAGAGCACCUGAUUUGAAGUACAUUGAGUCUGCUGCCAGGCAUAUAGCGCAGGUUGCCGAAGGAGGCAAAAUUAUUGUAGAAAAGAGUACAGUUCCUGUACGAGCUGCAGAGAGUAUUACAAGAAUAUUAAGUGCAAAUGCUGAUAAAAAGUUUCAGGUCUUGUCAAACCCAGAAUUUCUUGCCGAAGGAACAGCAAUCAAAGAUUUGUUGGAACCAGACAGAGUUCUUGUUGGUGGUGACCAGACAAAAGAAGGACUUGCUGCAAUAGAUGCUCUGAGUUGGGUCUAUGAACACUGGAUACCAAAAGAGAAGAUAAUCAAGACAAACACUUGGUCUUCAGAACUAUCCAAACUGGCUGCUAAUGCCUUCCUUGCCCAGCGCAUUUCAAGCAUCAACUCCAUGAGUGCAAUAUGCGAGGCCACUGGAGCAGAUGUAUCUGAAGUGGCUCACGCCAUUGGCAUGGAUUCAAGGAUAGGAAACAAGUUUUUACAGGCAUCUGUUGGUUUUGGUGGCAGUUGCUUCCAGAAAGAUGUCCUAAACCUUGUGUAUCUUUGUGAAGCUCUGAACCUUCCCGAAGUAGCUAACUAUUGGUAUCAGGUGAUCUCAAUGAAUGAUUAUCAAAGAAGAAGGUUCACCAACAGGAUCAUCAACUGCUUGUUUAACACUGUGACAGGAAAACGAAUAGCCAUCAUGGGAUUCUCUUUCAAGAAGAAUACAGGUGACACAAGAGAGUCAGCCAGUAUCUACAUAUGCAAAUACCUAAUGGAUGAAGGAGCUUUCCUAACUAUCUAUGAUCCAAAAGUAAAGGAAUCCCAGAUUCUAUUGGAACUACAAGACCCUGCCAUCUCUGAGGACCCAACAAGAGUGAAGCGGCUGGUUACUAUUGAACAGGAUCCUUACAAGGCUGUGGACAAGGCUCAUGCCUUUGUAGUCUGUACUGAAUGGGAUGAAUUCAAGACGUAUGACUACCAGCAUAUCUAUAACAACAUGCUGAAGCCUGCCUUUGCGUUUGAUGGACGGAUGAUUCUUAAUCAUCAUCAUCUUCAUGAUAUUGGUUUUCAAGUUGAGACAAUCGGUAAAGUUGUAUCAUCUGGUUAUUCACUUCCAUCCAUGUAAAUCAACCUGUGUCAUCUUGCCUUAACUAAUCAAAAUCAACCAAUCGGCAUUCAUGUGGGCAUCAAUCUAAUUGGCCAUUCAGGAAUGAGGAAGACUUUAUCUGUUUGGCCAAUCAGCAUGUUGGAAAUCUGAUUGACCAAUCAGCAUCAAAGUUGAUAUCUAGUUAACCAAUCAGCAUCAAGGAAUGUACUUGGUUGUACAGUCAGCAUGAAUGCAGAUAGCUGAUAAUCCAAUCAGCUGCAAGCUUAUGACCUGUCUGUUUGUCCAAUCACAAUAAGUGUUGGCAUCUAAUUGGCCAAUCAGCAUAUAGGGUUGUGUUUUGUGAUUGGUUUUAUCUUUGACCAAUCAGGAUACAUGUGGAGAUAUCAUUAGCCAAUCAGAACAAAUGGGCAUAAGUCUAAUAGACCAAUCAGACAUAUGACUAACAGCCUGGUUGACCAAUCAGCAUUGACUGCCACAUCCUCCAAACCAAUGAAGUGCUGUCAACCAAUCAGCAUGCAUGGGUUUUAAGUUAUUCUUAACCAUACGUUGUAAUGUAAUCGUGCCGCAUCACAUUCAGUCACUCUGGUGUCAUUGUUUUACAUAAUAGUAUAUUUAUAUUGUUUAGUAUUUAGCCUAAAUUAUUUUUGACCCAUAUAAACAUAUAUUAAAAUACUGAUAAUUAUUAACACCUAUUGGUAAACCAAGGCCUUAUUAUUUAAGGUUUCAUGUGCAACAAAGCGAAAAGAGGUUAGGUCUUAAAGUUUUAAACUAGCAUAUUUGCAUAACCUUCAUAUAAAUAAUCGCUCAUAGCAACAUGAGAUGAUGAAAGGACCAGUGAUUACGUCUGCUAAGUUUAUAAAUUAUCCUAUAAAAGCUGUACUGAGUUAAGGAGAGAUGCAUGUGUUCUAUCGUCACGACAUGUGACUAGAAAGUGCUUUUAUGAUUAAUAGAAAUUAAUACAAAUGAUUAUUUUAGUCUAAUAUAUAAAAAGAUUGAAUAAAUAGAAUGAUAUUAAUGGAAUUAAAAAUCUUGAAAUAAAAAAAAUUAAAUCUUAGAAACA
This is a messenger RNA of Actinia tenebrosa (Australian red waratah sea anemone), 2161 nucleotides long. Its product is annotated as UDP-glucose 6-dehydrogenase. The record is from RefSeq and is a predicted model, not a curated record. Gene Ontology annotation, biological process: glycosaminoglycan biosynthetic process. NCBI's taxonomy places the organism in Eukaryota, Metazoa, Cnidaria, Anthozoa, Actiniaria, Actiniidae. Gene Ontology annotation, cellular component: nucleus. Gene Ontology annotation, molecular function: UDP-glucose 6-dehydrogenase activity; NAD binding.